CUUUUAUUUCCGAUCUCCGCUUCUUCAACCUCAGCUCUGUCUGCGCUACUCCCUUCAAAUUUCUUCCGUCUUCAUAUUGCUUUCCUCUGCUAAGGUCUCCCAUCCGCGAUCUUCGCCGACGACCCAGCCGCAGAGCCGCAACUCCAACACAGGCGACUCCAUUCUCUCCGGCGUGAAUCUUCUCUCCCCCGGCGGAUUUCAGAGAUUUUGGAACUGAUUCCCAGAAGAAUUUUGAUUUUUGGAAACCCUAAGUCCUAACAUAGUUGGAGCAUAGAGAUAUACGACUAGGAGCAAUGCCGCAGGUGAGGAUCGUCGCGAAGAAUUUCAUGGACAUGGUGGCUUCACUGCCCGCAGUGAAGCUCGAUAACCUCUAUAAUAACCCAUUCAUCUGUGAAGCCAUUAUCAGAUCAUUACCUCCCUUGGCAAAGAAGUAUGUGAUACAGCUGCUAUACAUAGAUUCACCCAUUUCAGCCAAGUUUUUUGAGGAAUGGGUACUUUCGGAUGGAUCCACUAAGCAUAAAGUAGCCAUUGAUAGAUUAGUACAGUUGAGGUUAUUGAGUGAAAUUUUUGACAGGAAAAAGGAUAAGUCCUAUCAAUUACAUCCAAAGUUCCAAUUCAAUCUUCGAAAGCACAUAGUCCAUGGUGGAGUUUUACCAAGAGAAUCAAUGCCUUCAAAUAUCACUGUGAGGCUCCCUACAUUAGAGGAAUUAGAUGCCUAUGCCUCAGAACAGUGGGAGUGCUUCCUUCUGCACCUUAUGAGCUCCACAGAGGCCGGCAAGACAAUAAACAUAAGAACUUCUAUGAUGAAAGUUUUCCAGCGUGGUCUUAUGAUUCAGAGAGAUGACCGAGAGCCGCCAAAAUUGACUGAAAGUGGAUUUCAGUUUUUGUUGAUGGAUACUAAUGCGCAACUUUGGUAUAUCAUCAGGGAGUACAUAACCAAUGCAGAGGAGAGUGGCGUGGAUUCUGCAGAUCUCAUAUCAUUUCUUUUGGAGCUGAGUUUCCAUGUUGCUGGAGAGGCAUACAACUCAAACACAUUAACAGAUGUCCAGCGAAGUAUAAUUAGGGACCUUUCUGAUCUUGGACUGGUCAAGCUACAGCAGGGACGAAAAGAAAGCUGGUUCAUACCUACCAAAUUUGCUACCAACCUCUCAACUAGCUUGUCAGAUACAUCAUCGAGGAAACAGGGAUUUGUUGUUGUGGAAACAAACUUCAGGCUGUAUGCUUAUUCCUCAUCAAAAUUACACUGCGAGAUCCUACGCCUUUUUGCUAGAGUGGAGUACCAGCUUCCAAAUCUCAUUGUAUGUGCGAUUACAAAGGAAAGCUUAUACAAAGCUUUUCAAAACGGCAUAAGUGCUGAACAGAUAAUUUCCUUCCUUCAACAGAAUGCACAUCCAAGGGUUGCUGAGAGAAUACCAUCUGUUCCAGAGAAUGUCACUGAUCAGAUUAGGUUGUGGGAAUCGGAUUUGAACAGGAUUGAAAUGACGCCAGCCCAUAUUUACGAGGAAUUUCCCUCUAGAGAUGCUUUCGAGGCUGCUUGUGAUUUUGCACGAGAAUAUGGAGGGCUGUUGUGGGAGGACUCGAAGCGAAUGCGUGUUAUCGCGAAAGAAGAAAUUCAUGCUAACAUGAAAGAGUUUGUUCGUCGAAAGCAAUAGGUGGUUUUGCUUUACUUUUAACUUUCAGAGUGUAAGUGUAUAUUUAUUUUUUCUUUGUGCCUUUAAUAGUGUCAUUUGGGACAUGCCUAGCCCCUGAGGCAAAUUUUAUAAUGAACCUAAAGUCCACGGUGCACCCACAGAUAAAGCUUUUAUGUUGGAAGGUCCGCAAAUUUUUUUGUGAGCCUUGGCUGCACCAAAGAAUCACUCACAUUUUGAAGUGUAUGCAUUUCUUUUUACAAAAAGUCUUAAAUAAUCCUAAUGUUCAUAU
Messenger RNA from Cuscuta campestris, 1920 nucleotides. The record is from the annotation of a GenBank genome assembly. NCBI's taxonomy places the organism in Eukaryota, Viridiplantae, Streptophyta, Magnoliopsida, Solanales, Convolvulaceae.